GCUCUGCUCUCCCUCCUUGCAGACAGCCCGUCGGCUCCAGUAAAUGUCACAGUCAAACACCUGAAAGCCAACUCAGCCGUUGUGACUUGGGAUGUCCUGGAAGAUGAAGUUGUCAUUGGAUUUGCAAUUUCCCAACAGAAGAAGGACGUGCGGAUGCUGCGCUUCAUCCAGGAGGUGAACACCACCACCCGCUCCUGUGCCCUCUGGGACCUAGAGGAGGACACUGAGUACAUUGUGCAUGUCCAGUCCAUCAGCAUCCAAGGCCAGAGCCCUGCCAGUGAGCCAGUCCUCUUCAAGACCCCCAGGGAAGCUGAGAAACUAGCCUCUAAAAACAAAGAUGAGGUGACAAUGAAGGAGAUGGCAAAGAAAAACCAACAGCUGCGAGCGGGGGAAAUUCUCAUCAUUGUUGUGGUGUUGUUCAUGUGGGCAGGGGUGAUCGCCCUGUUUUGCAGACAGUACGAUAUCAUCAAAGAUAAUGAGCCAAAUAACAGCAAGGAGAAAGUCAAGAGCGCCUCGGAGAACAGCACUCCUGAGCACCAGAGCGGAGGGCUCCUCCGCAGCAAGUUUCCAAAAAACAAGCCCUCAGUGAAUAUCAUUGAAGCGUGACAGCCUGCCAUCUGAUAGAUGGACUCCAUUCCUCACUCUCACUUUCUGCCUCUGAGCCUUGAUGACUAGGGAGGUGAAAUAUUGUUGGAGCAAUUUG
Molecule: messenger RNA, 703 nt
Organism: Leptosomus discolor (cuckoo roller)
Lineage: Eukaryota; Metazoa; Chordata; Aves; Leptosomiformes; Leptosomidae
Source: RefSeq, a predicted model, not a curated record